Molecule: messenger RNA, 2344 nt
Organism: Vitis riparia (riverbank grape)
Lineage: Eukaryota; Viridiplantae; Streptophyta; Magnoliopsida; Vitales; Vitaceae
Product: pentatricopeptide repeat-containing protein At5g15300
Exons: 2
Coding region: 144-1826 (560 amino acids)
Biological process (GO): RNA modification
Molecular function (GO): RNA binding; protein binding
Source: RefSeq, a predicted model, not a curated record
GCGAGAGGGACACGAUUUCAAAGUAUUACAAAACACGUGGACGAAGCUAACUGAAUGAGGUGCGUAUUUGAAUCGAAGAAGAUUAAGUCGUUACAGGGCCGCAAGAAAGAGAUGCACGUGAAAUGAUUUGAAAACUACGUGUAAUGAUAAGAAAGAGGUUGACUGACAAGAGCCCCAGCCGCCAACAACGGUCACAGCUAUGGCGGAGUUGCACCACCAUCGGAACACUGAAGCAAAUCCACGCCUCCAUGAUCGUCAAGGGCUUCAACUCCAACACCUCUGCUCUCAGAGAGCUCAUUUACGCCAGUUCAAUCGCCAUUUCGGGCACCAUGGCUUACGCACAUCAAUUGUUCCCUCAUAUUACUGAACCAGACACCUUCAUGUGGAACACUAUGAUCAGAGGAUCUGCUCAGAGCCCCAUUCCUUUAAACGCUAUUUCUCUAUAUAGCCAGAUGGAAAAUGGGUGCGUGAGGCCUGACAAGUUCACGUUUCCUUUUGUGCUCAAGGCUUGUACUAGGCUUUGUUGGGUGAAGAUGGGGUUUGGGGUUCAUGGGAGGGUUUUCAGACUCGGGUUUGAAUCGAACACAUUUGUGAGGAAUACUCUUACAUAUUUUCAUGCCAAUUGUGGGGACUUGGCGGUGGCGAGGGCGCUGUUUGAUGGUUCGGCGAAGCGGGACGUUGUGGCAUGGUCGGCUUUGACUGCGGGUUAUGCAAGGAGAGGGGAGCUGGGGGUUGCUAGGCAGCUUUUUGAUGAAAUGCCGGUGAAGGAUUUAGUUUCUUGGAAUGUUAUGAUAACAGGGUAUGCAAAAAGGGGGGAGAUGGAGAGUGCUCGGAAACUUUUUGAUGAAGUCCCUAAGAGGGAUGUUGUAACUUGGAAUGCGAUGAUUGCAGGGUAUGUGCUUUGCGGGUCUAAUCAGCAGGCUUUGGAGAUGUUUGAGGAGAUGAGGUCCGUGGGAGAAUUGCCUGAUGAGGUGACCAUGUUGAGUCUUUUGUCGGCUUGUACUGAUUUGGGAGAUUUGGAUGCUGGGCAGAGGAUACAUUGCUGCAUUUCAGAGAUGGGUUUUAGGGAUUUGAGUGUUCUACUUGGGAAUGCACUUAUAGACAUGUAUGCAAAGUGUGGGAGCAUUGUGAGAGCACUAGAAGUGUUCGAAGGGAUGAGAGAGAAAGAUGUAUCAACUUGGAACUCCGUAUUAGGUGGAUUAGCUUUCCAUGGUCAUGCUGAGAAAUCAAUUCAUCUGUUUACUGAGAUGCGGAAGCUGAAGAUUAGGCCAGACGAGAUCACUUUUGUUGGAGUCUUGGUUGCUUGUAGUCAUGCUGGAAGAGUUGAAGAGGGUCGUCAAUAUUUUGAUCUUAUGAUUGAUGAGUAUAAUAUUGAACCAAACAUAAGGCAUUAUGGGUGUAUGGUGGAUUUGCUAGGGCGUGCUGGGCUAUUGAACGAAGCAUUUGAUUUUAUAGACACAAUGAAGAUCGAACCCAAUGCCAUUGUGUGGAGGACUCUGCUUGGAGCUUGUAGAAUUCAUGGAAAUGUUGAAUUAGGGAGACGAGCAAAUAUGCAGCUACUCAAAAUGAGACAUGAUGAGAGUGGGGAUUAUGUAUUACUUUCUAACAUAUACGCCUCGCGAGGAGAAUGGGAUGGGGUUGAGAAGGUGAGGAAAUUGAUGGAUGACAGUGGGGUGAGGAAAGAGGCUGGUUGUAGCUUAAUUGAAGGAGAUAACAAAGCUCUCAUGCAUUUCUUGUUUGAUUCAAAACCCAAGUUGAAUUCAAGAAAGCCAUUCCUUGAGCUGCAUAGAGUAAUGCAAACCAAGAGACACACAUGCAUGCACUGAUCAUAGGAAGCCAUGAUCAUCAUGCCAUAUCAACAGCGAGAAAUGGACAGCUGACAACAAUAGUGCCAUGCAACAUCAACAGCGGGAAAGGGCAACAGCAGACAACAAUACUAGCAGUAUAAACAAAAUAAUUCCUCCAAAAGAUCCAAUCAAAGAGCCAGAGAUGCGCUCACAGAAGGAAUUGAAUUGUUGGCAGAUGGCAAACCAGUUCGCCUGAGCAUUGCCCUUGUGCGCCAAGUAGACAAUGGCUGAUGCUGCAGAAGCUGCAGCCGUCAAUAGAGCAAGCAUUGCCUUCACAAUGGUAAACUCACUUUGGUAAGAGAACUUAGCAAGUAUAUGCAUGAACUACUUUGAAACUUAGAAGCUAAGAACAGUGUUUUUUAGAAGCCACUUCACUCCUACCUAUGCUUAGUUCAAUUUCAUGACAAACAUCAUGUGUUUAUCAGAUAGUUCUGUUUUCUCUCCAUGUAUUGUAAAACUUUUUGUUGGAAAUUAUCAAGCUUGCUGGUGAUAUUGAA